Ceratotherium simum simum (southern white rhinoceros) is the source of this 1305-nucleotide messenger RNA. RefSeq names its product sarcoglycan gamma (gene SGCG). Gene Ontology annotation, biological process: cardiac muscle tissue development; heart contraction. The record is from RefSeq and is a predicted model, not a curated record. Gene Ontology annotation, cellular component: sarcoglycan complex; sarcolemma. Lineage: Eukaryota; Metazoa; Chordata; Mammalia; Perissodactyla; Rhinocerotidae.
AUGGUGUGUGAACAGUACACUACAACCUCAGAGGGCACCCACAUAGACAGGCCAGAGAACCAGCAUGUCUACAAAAUUGGCAUUUAUGGCUGGAGAAAGCGUUGCCUCUACUUAUUUGUUCUUCUUUUACUCAUCAUCCUCCUUGUGAAUUUUGCUCUUACAAUUUGGAUUCUUAAAGUGAUGUGGUUUUCCCCAACAGGAAUGGGUCACUUGCGUGUGAUGAAAGAUGGACUUCGCCUGGAAGGGGAAUCAGAAUUUUUAUUCCCAUUGUAUGUCAAAGAAAUACACUCCAGAGUGGACUCAUCUCUGCUUCUGCAGUCAACUCAGAACGUGACUGUAAACGCACGCAACUCUGAAGAAGAGGUCACAGGCAGAUUAAAAGUGGGUCCCAAAAUGGUAGAGGUCCAGAGUCAACAGUUUCAGAUCAACACCAAGGAUGGCAAGCCGCUGUUUACUGUUGAUGAAAAGGAAGUUGUGGUUGGUACAGAUAAACUUCGAGUUACUGGGCCUGAAGGGGCUCUUUUUGAACAUUCAGUGGAGACGCCCCUUGUAAGCGCCGACCCAUUUCAAGACCUGAGAUUAGAAUCCCCCACACGGAGUCUAAGCAUGGACGCCCCAAAGGGCGUUCAUGUUAAAGCUCAUGCUGGGACAAUCGAGGCCCUUUCUCAAAUGGAUAUCAUUUUUCAUAGUAGUGAUGGAACGCUGGCGCUUGAUGCUGAAACUGUGUGUUUACCCAAGUUGGUUCAGGGGACUGGGGGUCCCGCUGGCAGCUCACAAAGACUCUACGAAAUUUGUGUGUGUCCAGACGGGAAGCUUUACCUGUCUGUGGCUAGCACGGGUACCACGUGCCAUGAAAACAGCCACGUCUGUCUCUAAGCCACCUGCACCUCCCACGGAGCACCUGCCUCAUUUCCGUGAGCUUUAAAUGCUGACCUCAAGCCUUCACACUUAGAGCAAUUGGACAUCCUGUAAAACUGAGACAGCAGAUGGGAAGCAGAAAGACACACGUUAAAAAGGAACUCAGAAAGAAAAAUGUACCAGUGAAAGUGUUCAAAUGAAACUAUGUGAUCUCAAAAUGGCAUGUGGAUAUUAGACACAACAGUCAAAGAAAUAUCAAAAGAAUGUGAUUAUUCCACUGGAUUAACUUCCACCAGACCAUUGUGACUUUCCUUUUCCUUUCUUGUACAUGUCAAUCUACAAUGAACUAUUGAAUUGCUGUGUGGAAUUAAUUUAUGAUGCUCAACUGUGGAUAUCUAACUCCCCAUAAAAAUGGCAGUGGUCAAUCGUAAAAUGCCCAAAGGUCUA